AUGCCGAAUCGUGACGGCGGCGAGGGCGACACGGACGGAGCAGGCGACAAAGGCGAAUCCGACGGCGGAGGCGGCGACGGCGACACGGACGGAGGCGGCGAAAGCGAGACCGAUGGCGGCGACGGCGACGGCAAGCGAGCUUGCUGCGGGGAGGGCGAGACGGAGGAAGGCAGCGGCGACGGCGACACGGACGGAGGCGGCGACGGCGACACGGACGGAGGCGGCGACGGCGACACGGACGGAGGCGGCGAAAGCGAGACCGAUGGCGGCGACGGCGACGGCAAGCGAGCUUGCUGCGGGGAGGGCGAGACGGAGGAAGGCAGCGGCGACGGCGACACGGACGGAGGCGGCGAAGGCGACACGACCGACGGCGGCGGGGAGAGCGAUUCCAACGGCGGCGGCGGCGACGGCGACAAGGACAGAGGCGGCGAAAGCGAGACCGACGGCGGCGACGGCGACGGCGACAUGGAUUGA
Molecule: messenger RNA, 474 nt
Organism: Emiliania huxleyi CCMP1516
Lineage: Eukaryota; Haptophyta; Isochrysidales; Noelaerhabdaceae
Exons: 1
Coding region: 1-474 (157 amino acids)
Source: RefSeq, a predicted model, not a curated record